Messenger RNA from Theobroma umbraticum, 3087 nucleotides. Lineage: Eukaryota; Viridiplantae; Streptophyta; Magnoliopsida; Malvales; Malvaceae. The record is from RefSeq and is a predicted model, not a curated record.
UCUCUCUAUCCAUCUCUUUGUUUAUCCAUUUUCUAUCUUCUUUGAGAUGAAUAUCAAACUUGCCUCUCAUGAACAUUCCUUGUCCUUCAUCAAUUCUCAGAAUGCACCUUCCUUGUUUACUGAUCCUCCUGAACGUUACUGUAAUGCAUGUGCAAAGCAAAUCUCCAAUGCGGCCUAUCUUUGUGUACAGUGCUAUUUUUGGCUCCAUGAAUCAUGCGCGAGUGAAGUUCAAAAUCUGCCUCUUGAGAUUAUUCAUCCUCUCCACUCACAACACCAGCUUGGACUAAAACUCAGUUAUGAGGACUUCAUUUGUGAUAAAUGUUUGUAUAUUUCUGGUGGCUCCAGAUACAAGUGCUAUGAAUGUCAUUUUAAUCUUGAGUUAGCAUGCGCUUCUUCAACUAAUGAUCCAGUGCUUGAAGAGGAGUGGCAGAGACUUAAAGAUGGCAAGAAAAAGGAAAUUCAGCACUACAGCCACCCUGAAAAGCUGACCAUCUUCAAAUAUAGGAAGAUAAGAGAACAUGACUAUGAUUGUGGUUGGUGUGAAAAGCGUCUAUCAGAAGUGUGCUAUGGCUGUCUGGAAUGUGAGUUCUUUCUUCACGAGUUGUGUAGAGAUAAGAUACCGAGAACACUUUAUCAUCCUUUUCAUCCUUCGCACCCUCUUCACUUGCUCUAUAAAGAAACCAACGACGAUUGCAAUGCUUGUGGAGACCAGAUCAUUGAAACUGCAACUCAUCACUGGUAUCGCAACUAUUUUUGCCUAACGUGCAACUUUUGCCUUCAUUUUCGCUGUGCUAAACUCUUACCCACCUUAAAACAUGAGUGCCAUGACCACCUUCUCACUUAUUUCAAAAAAUCUGAGCCAAGUCAAAAUGCUAAGCCAUGCAGUUCCUGUGGCACGCCUUGUGGUUAUGACUUCUAUCGUUGUGUUGAAUGCAAUUUCAACGUCCAUCCCAUAUGUGUUCCAAUACCAUCCUCAGCUGAACAUAGAUAUCACCGGCAUCCACUCAAUUAUAUGGACUUGGUUGCAGAAGAUCAUUCUGAAGAAUAUUAUUGCGAUAUUUGUGAAAGUGAAAGGAAUCCAGCACAUCCUGCUUAUUGUUGUGAAAAAUGCACAUAUAUUACUCAUAUUCAUUGUGUGCUCAAUGAGGAUAAAAUUUCAUUUGAGAAGGUCUCAUCUUCAACUCCCAGGUCCAUUUACAGCAACACUUUGUUAACGGAGGAAAUGGAGCAUAAUGAAGUCAUUGAUGGCAUCCGCACUCCUAAACAACUUUUGAUUCGACCUAUGAUCCAUGAACAUCCCAUGAAAUUCUAUGAGAAAGUUAAAAAGUCAUGGAAAAAUCAUUAUUGUGAGGCUUGCCGUCUGGUAGUUAAUGGUCCCUCUUACAUAUGCACAACAUGCUCAGAUCAUACAUUUCUCAUUGUAUGUGAUGAGUGUAGAGAUGUCUGUUUUGGCUUCUUUUACCGUUGUGAUGAGUGUGAUUUCAAGCUUGAUGUGAAAUGCGCUAUUCUAACAGCUCAUAAAACUGAGGUGUUGCAACUCAGAAAGAUGGAAAGAGUAGCCGAGUUCAUCCACCCACAUAAGCUUGUCCUUGCCAAUUGUAGAGACCCUAUAGAGAAAAAAUCAUGCAUGGUUUGCGAAUUGCCAAUUUUAGGUCCAGCCUAUUUUUGCCUCAACCGUUAUUGCAGUGUUCAAGUUCAUGAAUCUUGUCUCGGAACGCCACAAGAGAUGCAACUCCCAUUUCAUUUGGAACACAUGUUGUUUUUUGGCAAAAACUACCGCAUUUCUCAUUGCUAUGCUUGUGGUAGAAUGAUUUUACAUGAUUUUAGAUAUAGCUGUGAGCAAUGUGACCUCAAUCUCCAUUCUCUAUGUGCUAAUUCCAUAAGGCAGCCUCUGAAAUGUCAGUCCCAUGAACACAAUCUUUAUUAUUUUGGGACAAAAUUUCAGGAAUCACAGUUUUCUUUCUUUCCUUGUAACGAAUGCAGUCAAGAUUGUGGAGGACCCUUUUAUCGCUGUCUAGAAUGUGCCAUCAAUUUUCACUUAGAUUGUGUACCCAUACCUCAUAUUGUUAAAUCUAGACGUCAUAUUCAUCUUUUAAUUAUAAAGGAUUCAUUUGUUGAAGAUGAUUCAGAAGAGUCUUACUGUGAUAUUUGUGAGGAAGAAAGAUGCAGAGAUGAUUAUGUAUAUUGUUGUGAAGAAUGUAAUGGUUUAUUUGCCGCUCAUAUAGAAUGCGUGCUUACUAAGGUUGAAAAUAUUACAGCAGCAAUAGAUGCAUCCUCAAAUUUGGUGUUAGACAUUGAGAAGAACUCUGCCCAGGAUUUAAUUCAGCCAUCGCUAGAAAUGAAUCCUCAGAAGAGAAUGUGGGGGAGGGAAUGUUUCGAUGAUAACGAGUCAAUGGAUCAAGACAAAGAGGAAGAUUCAUCCGUCUCUGAGUCGGAGAAAUUACCAUUAUCUUCAGAAGACGAAGAUUCAUCUCCCUUUGAAUUGAAUCCUGAAAAGACAAUGUGGUGGAGGGAAUAUUUCAAUAGUAGUGAGUCAACAGAUCAAGACAAAGAGGAAGAUUCAACCGUCUCUGAGUCAGAGAAAUUACCAAGGUCUUCAGAAGAGGAAGAUUCAACCGUCUCCGAGUCGGAGAAAUUAUCGAGUUCUUCAGAAGAGGAGGAUUCAUCUGCCUCUGAGUUGGAGGAAUAGCAUGCAACAUCUUCAGGAAAAAAAAAAAGUUUGGGGACAAAAUCUUGGUGAUGUCACAUUUUUGGAUGACUUAAAGGAGUCUAUGUUCUCUUCGUGGUGGUAGCUGCUCCUCCCCUGUUUUCUUUUAUUGGCUGUUGUUGCGUGGUGGCUGCCGCUUUCUAUCCUGCUGAUUUUCUCCGCUUUCCUUUGUGUUGCCAUUGCUGCUACCUUCAUAUUUAUUGCUUUAUUGUGUUGUUUGUUUUUGCUGGUCUGGUUUUCGGGUUUGUCUGUCUUCCAGAAGCAGGUGUACCCCAAUUGAAUUGACUCGAUGUUUAUUCAUUCAUGUGGUUGCCACUUGUUGUGUAUGGAGGAGCUGUGCUCUUCUUCUGAUGGUUGGGAUGGAGCUGCCUUAAACAUUA